Molecule: messenger RNA, 6397 nt
Organism: Chilo suppressalis (striped riceborer)
Lineage: Eukaryota; Metazoa; Arthropoda; Insecta; Lepidoptera; Crambidae
Source: the annotation of a GenBank genome assembly
CGUGUUUAUGAGAACAAGCCUAUUAUUUUCUCUAUGCCACAGACGCCAAAUGUCGCCAUCGAUCAAUGACAUUUUGUGAAGUUGAAUUUAUUGAUAUAAAGCGUUAAUGUAAAUAAUAAACAAUUUCAUCAUAAAAGUCGGCUUCCAGUCGAUAUGUAUGCCAAGGGCAAAGGCUCUACGGUGCCUUCGGACGCUCAGGCUCGUGAAAAGUUGGCGCUGUAUGUGUACGAGUAUCUACUUCAUGUCGGCGCUACGAAAGCCGCACAGACUUUCCUCUCAGAGAUUCGAUGGGAGAAGAAUAUAACGCUCGGUGAGCCGCCCGGGUUCCUGCACUCCUGGUGGUGCGUUUUCUGGGACCUGUACUGCGCGGCGCCAGAGAGACGGGAUACAUGUGAACAUUCCUCGGAAGCAAAAGCAUUUCAUGACUAUGGUUUCGUUAACUCGGGCUAUGGUGUCAACGGUAUUGGUCACAAUGCAGGCCCCGCGCCUCCAAACGAUGGCAUGGGUGGCGGCGGUAUGCCUCCAGGUUUCUUCCCCAACUCGCCACUACGGCCGUCUCCCCCGGCGCCCCAUCCGGGCUCGCAGCCGUCACCGCACGGGCCACAGCCCCAGCUGAUGGGAACAGGGCAGCCGUUCAUAGGCCCGUGGUACUCCGGAGGCGGCCCCAGAGGUGCAGUUAGGAUGGGCAUGGGGAACGACUUCAAUGGGCCACCAGGGCAAGGCAUGAUGGGCAACUCGAUGGAGCGCGGCGUGGGCGGGGCGGGGUCGGCGGGCGGGCUGCUGGGCGGGCCGCGCAUACAGCCGCCCCGGCCCGGCAUCGGGCCCAUGAGCCCCGGACAGUACGUGCGCGGCCCGCCGCCCCAGGCACCAGGUGAGUGCAUGACGGGCGGCUCGAUGGAGCGCGGCGUGGGCGGGGCGGGGUCGGCGGGCGGGCUGCUGGGCGGGCCGCGCAUACAGCCGCCCCGGCCCGGCAUCGGGCCCAUGAGCCCCGGACAGUACGUGCGCGGCCCGCCGCCCCAGGCACCAGGUGAGUGCAUGACGGGCGGCUCGAUGGAGCGCGGCGUGGGCGGGGCGGGGUCGGCGGGCGGGCUGCUGGGCGGGCCGCGCAUACAGCCGCCCCGGCCCGGCAUCGGGCCCAUGAGCCCCGGACAGUACGUGCGCGGCCCGCCGCCCCAGGCACCAGGUGAGUGCAUGACGGGCGGCUCGAUGGAGCGCGGCGUGGGCGGGGCGGGGUCGGCGGGCGGGCUGCUGGGCGGGCCGCGCAUACAGCCGCCCCGGCCCGGCAUCGGGCCCAUGAGCCCCGGACAGUACGUGCGCGGCCCGCCGCCCCAGGCACCAGGUGAGUGCAUGACGGGCGGCUCGAUGGAGCGCGGCGUGGGCGGGGCGGGGUCGGCGGGCGGGCUGCUGGGCGGGCCGCGCAUACAGCCGCCCCGGCCCGGCAUCGGGCCCAUGAGCCCCGGACAGUACGUGCGCGGCCCGCCGCCCCAGGCACCAGGUGAGUGCAUGACGGGCGGCUCGAUGGAGCGCGGCGUGGGCGGGGCGGGGUCGGCGGGCGGGCUGCUGGGCGGGCCGCGCAUACAGCCGCCCCGGCCCGGCAUCGGGCCCAUGAGCCCCGGACAGUACGUGCGCGGCCCGCCGCCCCAGGCACCAGGUGAGUGCAUGACGGGCGGCUCGAUGGAGCGCGGCGUGGGCGGGGCGGGGUCGGCGGGCGGGCUGCUGGGCGGGCCGCGCAUACAGCCGCCCCGGCCCGGCAUCGGGCCCAUGAGCCCCGGACAGUACGUGCGCGGCCCGCCGCCCCAGGCACCAGGUGAGUGCAUGACGGGCGGCUCGAUGGAGCGCGGCGUGGGCGGGGCGGGGUCGGCGGGCGGGCUGCUGGGCGGGCCGCGCAUACAGCCGCCCCGGCCCGGCAUCGGGCCCAUGAGCCCCGGACAGUACGUGCGCGGCCCGCCGCCCCAGGCACCAGGUGAGUGCAUGACGGGCGGCUCGAUGGAGCGCGGCGUGGGCGGGGCGGGGUCGGCGGGCGGGCUGCUGGGCGGGCCGCGCAUACAGCCGCCCCGGCCCGGCAUCGGGCCCAUGAGCCCCGGACAGUACGUGCGCGGCCCGCCGCCCCAGGCACCAGGUAUGCCACCGAUGGGCAUGGGGCCGCGGGGCGCUUGGGCGGGCGGCAGCGGCGGGGGCUCGGCGCCGCUCAACUACAGCGGGGGCUCCCCCGGCGCCUACGGAGCCCCGCCCGGCAGCAACGGGCCCCCGGGACCGCCCACGCCGAUCAUGCCCAGCCCCCAAGACUCCUCCAAUUCGGGCUUAGGGGGCGUAGAUGGUAUGAAAUCGUCGCCAGGUGGCGUCGGAGGCGGCGGCCCGGGCACUCCCAGGGAGGAUUCAGGGUCGGGCAUGGGGGACUACAACAGCUUAAGUUUCGGCGGCCCAGGCGGAGACCAAAACGACCAGACCGAGUCUGCCGCCAUAUUGAAAAUCAAAGAGAGCAUGCAAGAAGAGGCGAAACGGUUCGAGAAAGAUCCAGACCACCCGGACUACUUUAUGCAGUGAAUCGUCCAACCAAAUGCCGUCAACUUGCCAAAAGAUGUACCGUUUUUUUCGGUAUCGAAAACUCGUUUUGGUACCACAUAUAUUGUAUUCUGUUUUGGUAUCGAAAAAAAAACGGUAUCGGUAUAUACAUACCUGUGUAUCGAUUCCGUUUCAAAAUUAUUUAUCAAGAAUAGUAUUUUGCUGAUCUCAUCAAAAGUGGAUUUUUGGCUGGUUGGCGACACGCUUCGGUUAUUUUCCAACGAUCUGAAGAGGAUAUUUAAACUUUUUUUUUUUAAUUAAAUGGAGUACAUUUCUUUUCUUUUUUCGCACGUUAUUUAUUGUUUAGAGAGACACUAUAGUUUUCGCGUAUUCUUCCUCUUUAUCGGCGCGUUGAAAACUAUUUAGACGGUUAUAUAUUCUAAAAAAAAACACAAAUAUAGUUUAUCACACUAAAGUGUUUAACACUUUGCUUCUCAACGAUAUUUAAGUUAAGACUACUUAACCAACCUCUUUAAGCAAUAUAUAUUUUGUAAAUAGCCGUCGUAAUAGUCUUUAACAUGGCCUCUGCACAUAGUAGCGAUUUGAAAUAGAAAAAAAAACUUAAUUAGUGAUAUUCUAUGUAUUAUCUAUGAUAUUUAGUUAUAUAGGUUUUUUAUAUCGAAUAAAGAUAUGUAUCUAUUGACUUACAUAGUUUUGAUUAAUUUGAUGGUGAUAUUCUUUGACUUUAUGACAUUGAAUGGCUAUCAUGGCUAGCUUUCUUUAUUUGAGCUAUAGCAUAGUGUUUUAGCUUAGAAGUAACUUAUAAAUAAACUUAUAUACAAGUACAAAGAUAAGUCAGUUAGGGUUUUUCUACCUGCUAACUUAAUUUUAUAUUAUAACUGAAUUGAUUGUUAACGUACAUAUUUAUUUAAAUUUAAUAAAAUUGAAUCAAAUGGGACACUGAUAUUAAAAACUUAACAUAAGUGAACUGAUCAGAAGUUUCUGAAGACGCAAAACACUUGACAACAAUUUAAUUUAACAAUUUAUUUAUUUCAUAAAACGUACAUUGAAUAAAUUGCAUAUCAAUGGAGUCGUUGUUGAUUUUGACUAAUUACUAAAAUUGUAACGGAUCGCAAAAAGCGCAGGUUUGCAUUUUCUUAUAUUUGCAUAAAUUUAUAUUUGUAUAAUUUAUUUUAUUGUAUUUGUUUGUUUAUAUUUAUAUAUAGAUAACAAAGGAUGAUUGCAUCCAAUGAAAGCGCAAUUGCUAUAGUUCAAAUACUAUAUUAUAAUUUUUUUUAUAAGAAUACGCACCGAGUUUUGGCGUCUUAUGUGCGUUGAAUAGGUUUAAUUUAUCAACAAAUAAAUGAUAAAUGAUAUCUUCCGUAUAUUUUUUUCGUUAAAUAAAUUAUUUAGCGUAACGUUUUGUUUUAAGCUCUUAAUGUUCCUAGAUUAUAUGUAUUUUUUUAAUUAUAUAAUUUCUUAAGCGAUUAACAUGAAUUCGGUGCGUUUGCUGCGAUCUAGUUAGACAAAUGGUUGGAAAAACAAUGCAAAAUGUAUUGAAUAUGAACAUUUUAAAGAUUUUUGAUGCAGUUUUCUCUAAAGGUUUAUAUUUUCAGGCGUCACCUGAUUAAAAAGGAUUUCAAUUAUAUAACACAUUCUACGCAAGAGUAGGUCAAUACUACUAGAUAUUUACGCUUUGGUCUAUUGGAUUACACUUUCUCUCAUGAAGAUGCUUUGUGAGGAGGCAUAACACAUACUUAGUUUUUGGUGGUGGCGGUGCAUCAUAUAACUUGUAAGAACAGUCGCAUUUCGUUACAGCUUUAUAUUUCAUUAUUUCUUAUAACCAAACAUCUCAACCACAAUCUUUUUUAUAUCUAAAGAGGAGAAGAUUUUCUCAAGUUAUUGGAUAUACAAUUUUCUUAUAAUAUCUAAUAAUAAUCGAUUUUGAAUAUCCAUAUUAACAUUUGAGAUUUUCUGCGAAUAGGUUGACCGUGCGUUUAAUUCUUGUUCUUAGUGAAAAUUAUACAUGUGCAAUAUAACUAUUCUAGGUGUAAUGUAGUGUAUUUCAGUCAACUUGUUACAUAAAUACAAACUAUUUGACGUGAAUAAAGCUUCAAUUUGUGCCCUUUUUAAUGGAACUGAAUGACAUACACGAAUUUGUUUGCCUGAAAAAUAGACUUGUGCGGUAAUUAGUUUAAUUAAUAAUUAUCCAUUGUACACGUAAUGAUUUAUCACAUGUUUAUCACACAGAUGUACAGAUAUUAUAUUCCUUCAUAACUGUCAUAUUUAAAUAUUUUUACUGCGGUGCAUCGAAAAAUUCUAUUGUGUUUCUCAAAUUAAAAGGCGCAAACAGGGAAUCGUACACCGCACUGUUUCGAUAGUUUCGCAAAAUGAAAUCUUUACUUUAAGCGUUGCUAAGGAAUGUAUCAUUAAAUGCUAUUGAGUACAUUUAGUACUUCAAGAACUUAAAAGAAUAUUUUCUUAACAAAAUAUUCAUGGUUACGAAACCAACGAAACGUGAUGGAGAAUAAACAUACUUAUCAAAUAGUUUUUAUUCCAUAUUAAGUUGUUUGUAUUGCAAAGUACAUUAUGUCUAGAGUAUGAGUCGAUAGAGAGACGAUAAGGAGGAUAUUGUUAUAACAUUAUGUAUAACAAUUUAUAUAACCAGUGUAAAAUCAACUAUUCAUCUGACUAAGAUCGCAGUUUCGUUUAAACAAAAAUAACACAACACGUUACCGAAUUUAAAGAAAAAAAAAAUUAACAGAUGCAAUUGUAAGUAUUUCUCGUCGUGUCGGCGCACGCAUUUAUACAUGUUUUAUAAAUUAAAGGAUUUCAACUGUAUUUUUCACGUGAGAUGAUAACAAUUAAUUGUUUUUUGAUGUAAAACGAAGCUCGCAACUCAAAAAUGCAUUCUCAAUAUAAACAUAACCACAUGAACUAUACCCAUAAAUUAUUGUUUUUAUUUGUUCCAUGAUGAAAUUUUGAAUACGUAUUUGAGUUGACGAGCUUCGGCGUAAGCUAAAAUUUAUGGAAAUUUUAUACCAUGGAAUAGUGAUAUGUUGUAGUUUUCUUUUAAUUUCUGAUAACUUCAUUGAUGUAGCAUAGGAUUAUAUUUUUCUUGGGGUGUAUGGAAAUCUGUAUAAAUUAGAAUAUUUCAUAGAGAGAUUUUUGGAGAGGUAGCUUCUAAGUUUCGGAGAGUUCGCUCUGUCCAUAGUUCUGCGCAAAUUUGGGUUCUUUUAGUGAUACCACAAAAUGAUACCUCAAAAAAAAAACGGUACCUAUACCGAUACCGAUUUUGAAUCUCGACUGAAAACGUUAUUCGUUUCAUACAAAAUUAAAAAUGAAAUAAAGAACCACAACUUGUAAAUAGCAUCAAUUUUGGUGUAACUUUGGUGUGAUUAGUUUUUUUGAUAAAAGUUUUUGUGUCAAAAUUUAUUGGAAUAAUAAUUAAAAGAAAAAAAAAAUGAUAUAAGUAUAAUGUAUCAAUUUUUAGCAAAAAUUUACACUAAACGGACCCAAACAUUGUAAAUUAAAAAAUACAGCGUUGAAUAAAAUAUUAGUUUUUAAGUGAAUUUAGUGUAAAACUGGAUAUAAAAAGAUGAAAAAUAGAAAUUUGACAAAACGAGUUGGUAACCUGCAACUUUUUUUUAUAUGUAUAAAUUAAUGAAAUAUUUAAUAAAAUAAUUUGAUUGGUCUUUUAAAAUAUUUAUAUAUUUUAAUUUCAACAUUAUUAAAAAUAUACGUGUAGCGUGAGGUUGUAUGUUGUUUUUAAGGUAUAUUAUUAUUAUUAAUUAUUAUUUUUCCUUCAUUUUGUGAAUUAGGUAAAUCAAUUAUUUUUUUUCUUGUCGAUGUAAUGUUUAUAUAAUUACAUAAAUAGUUAUUAUAUAUUAAAAAU